Rhea pennata is the source of this 522-nucleotide messenger RNA. It is a transcript of the gene POLR3K, whose product is annotated as RNA polymerase III subunit K. Gene Ontology annotation, cellular component: RNA polymerase III complex. The transcript has 3 exons. Gene Ontology annotation, biological process: termination of RNA polymerase III transcription; DNA-templated transcription. The coding region runs from base 121 to 447 and encodes 108 amino acids. Gene Ontology annotation, molecular function: zinc ion binding; nucleic acid binding. The record is from RefSeq and is a predicted model, not a curated record. NCBI's taxonomy places the organism in Eukaryota, Metazoa, Chordata, Aves, Rheiformes, Rheidae.
CCGCGCCAGCGCCGCCUGGAAGAGCUCCAGCACCUCGGCGUGCGCCAGCUCCUCCUCGGGCUCCGCCGCCAUCGCCGCCAUCGCCGCGCCGGAAGGGGCGGGCGGCGCGCGGGAGCCGCGAUGCUGCUCUUCUGCCCGGCCUGCGGCAACGUGCUGGUGGCCGAGGAGGGGCCGCGGUGCCACCGCUUCGCCUGCACCACCUGCCCCUACGUGCGCAACGUGACGCGCAAGGUGACGAGCAGGAAGUACCCGCAGCUGAAGGAGGUGGACGACGUGCUGGGCGGCGCGGCGGCCUGGGAGAACGUGGAUUCCACGGCGGAGCCGUGCCCCAAGUGCGAGCACCCCCGCGCCUACUUCAUGCAGAUCCAGACGCGCUCGGCCGACGAGCCCAUGACCACGUUCUACAAGUGCUGCAGCGCGCAGUGCGGGCACCGCUGGAGGGACUGAGCGGCCGCCCGCGCCGCGCCGCGCCGCGCCCGCGCCCGCGCCGCGCCCAAUAAAGGCCUCGCGCCUGGCACCGGC